AUGACUUCACUUUGCGAGUGUCCAUUUUUGAAUCGCACAUUUACAAUAGAUGAUAUAACAAAAAGAUCACAUUGUAAAAGUCUAAAAUUUAGACGUGCAUUUCAAUUUCUUCAAUUGCUUCUUAUUCAACGUGUUUAUGGUAUUGAUGUUAUAACAUGUCCAACAUGGCGUCGAUCAACAAAACAUUCCCAACGAGAACUACAACAACAACAUAACUAUGAAGUCUUUUUAGGUGGUUCAUGUAAUCCAACAACAUGGCGACGUGAUCAAGCGAUACCAUAUUUUCAAUCACGUUCAGUAUCCUUUUAUAAUCCACAAGUAGCAGAUUGGACACCAGAGCUUAUUGAAAUAGAACAUCGUGCAAAAGAAUUAGCUCCACUAUUAUUUUUUGUUAUUGAUCAUGAUACUAGAGCUUUAGCAUCGAUUGUUGAAGUAUGUUAUCUAGCUGCACGUGGACGAAGUAUUAUUGUCGUUAUGAAUCCAAUGCCAGAGAGAAAAUAUACGAAAUUUAUUCAACAAAAGAAUAGUAGUCAUGAAAAAGAUAAUGAAGAUGAUUAUGAAAAUGUUUGUGAAGCUCGAAAAAUCUUACGUGCAUUACUUCAAAGUAUUAAUGUUCCAUUUUUUGAUAAUGUUCGAUUAGCUCUUGAAUGUGCUGCAUAUAUACUUGAAACAACGAAACGAACAGUAGCAAAUCAGAGUGUUUUCAAUGAAGAUAAUAAAGAAGAUGCUAAUGAUGAAGAUGUUCUUACGCCAUUACCAAAUUCAGCUAGUGAUUGUGAAGAUAGUCGGCCAUCAUCAGUUGUAGUUAUUCGUUCUCUUUCUAAUAAGACAACUUUUGACUCACCUGAUGAUUUCUAUCGACAAAUGCAUCAAUCUACAAUGACAGUUUCAUCUCCACCAUUUCAUCGACGCCAUAGUUCUACACCAGAUCCAAACGCUCCUCAAACUCUUCGAUCACCAGUUUGUACAAGGUCACAAUUAUCAUGUUCGACAACUGAAAGUGAUGAUGAUGGUUAUGGUUCGCUUUCAUCAAGCAACCGUACUUUAUCUUCAUCAUCUUUAUCAGUAUCGUCGGAAUCUUUUGAAUCUACUCUAGAUCAACAACAUGAAGAAAAUAUUCUAGGGUCCAAUCAAACAUUAUCAACAUCUAUGAUAAAUAAUGUAAUUUCAACUUUUUAUUCUUAUAUUCCAUUUGUGAGUUCUUCAAAACCAUCAGAUUCAUCUGUUACUCAAUCUCUCUUUGUUCUAUGUACACUACCUUUUCGUUUUAUCAAAGAUACUAUUCUUCCCCCUAUUUCACCUCCACCAUCGCCAUCAGAAUUUUCACCAUCAAAAGAAUCAAUUGUUUUGAAUUCAUCGUCACCUAUGCCUUUACUUCGGUCACCAUCAUAUCAUAUGUUUGACCUCUAUAUAGCAUCAGGUACAACUGAUGAAUGUUGGUUAAAUACUUUUGCACUACCAACUCUUAAAAAAAUGAAUAUUACAUUUACAACAAGACAAGCAUAUCAUGAUCGUGAGCAAUUUGAUACUUCCGAUGAUAUGCGUACACGGAAACAAUCACGUGUAUUAUAUUAUUUAAUUAAUGGUAAUGAACGUUUAUCACAUUUGACAACAGAACUUGCAUUUCUUAUUGGUGAACAUAAACAUAAGAUAAUUGUUUAUUUUCAGUCAAAUAUUGAUGAAGAUACAGAACAUAUAUUAUCAGCAUGUGAACGACGUGAUAUUCAACGUUCAAGAAAAUAUCUUGAAGAUUUAGUACGAAAAGAGAAUAUUACAUUAUGUCAUUCACGUGAACGAAGUUUAGAACAAGUUCUAGAUUUCUUUCAUUGA
Messenger RNA from Adineta steineri, 1830 nucleotides. The record is from the annotation of a GenBank genome assembly. NCBI's taxonomy places the organism in Eukaryota, Metazoa, Rotifera, Eurotatoria, Adinetida, Adinetidae.